AUGGACACCCCACCGCCCUCGCCUCCACUCCGAAAAGAACUGGCAACUCUUCUUCUAUUUUCAGCCGGACAUGAGGAGUCUCUCAAGAUUGCGGUGAAAGGUUAUAAGGACCUAUUAAACUCUCAACCAUCCAUCUUACAACGCGUUGCUCAUACUCUUACUCAUCACCGGAAGCACCUGAAAUAUCGUAGUUUCGUUGUAGUCACGGACGAGUACGAAAAGCUGGUCUUUAAUCAACCACCUUUGGCAAGCUUCAGAUCAAACACCCGAAAUGAGGGUAUCGCAUUUAUUUUUACCGGCCAGGGGGCUCAGUGGGCUCGAAUGGGUUCCCAUUUGUUGAAGACCAGCCGGGAAUUCCUUCAAGAUAUUCGGGAGAUGGAUAUCGUAUUGAAAGGUCUCCCGCGGGAACAUCGACCUAGUUGGGACAUAAAAGGUAAAUUCAUCUACUCCUUUGGUUCAGUUCAUGGCAUGAAGAGUUGGGCUAAAGGUGAUAAUUCAGGGGAGCUUAUGCGAUCUGAGACUCUGUCCCGGCUGGGAGAGGCUGAGUUUGCGCAGCCAGUAUGUACCGCACUUCAAAUCGCUUUGGUUAAACACCUUGCAAGAUAUAACGUUAAACCAAAAGCGGUGGUUGGACACUCAAGCGGUGAAAUUGCAGCUGCAUAUGCAGCUGGAGUGCUUACCAUGAAAGAAGCCAUUAUCGUAGCCUACUAUCGCGGGCUUUCUGUCAAGAAGCUGAAGAGCAAAGGCGCAAUGGCAGCUAUCGGUCUAGGUAGAGGCGAGGUUACGGUCUUCCUAGUGACGGGUGUCACAAUUGCCUGUGAAAACAGCAGCACCAGUGUCACUCUAUCUGGAGACGCCGAAGCUCUUGACCGCGUGUGCCUGUCAAUUAGGAAGGCGAAGCCCAAUGCAUUUGUCCGUCUUCUCAAAGUAGAUAAGGCAUAUCAUUCCCGCCACAUGAGUGCCGUCGGCGCAGAAUACCAAGCCCUUUUGAAGCCACAUCUCAAGCCCUGUUCACCCACAAUCUCAUUCUUCUCCAGUGUUUCAUCCACGAAGCUCGAGCAGGCUUCAGACUUUGGUCCUGGGUAUUGGCAACAUAACUUGGAGUCUACGGUACUUUUCCGUCAAGCCGUCACGAAGCUUCUCCAGACUUGCCCGACAGAGUUACACCUUGAAGUCGGCCCACACUCUGCACUCGCAGGGCCUCUCAAGCAAAUUUAUUCUGAAACUGCUGUCUCGCCAGCUUAUGCUUCAGUACAGAAGAGGGGCGAAAAUAGCAUGUUUUCGUUUUUAGCAGCUGUUGGUGAACUACACUGCCGAGGCUUCUCCGUCCGAUUCCCUAAGAUAGAUGAUAUUCGCCCACUGACAGAUUUACCGCCAUACCCAUGGCAUCGGAGUUUGACCUACUGGCCUGAUUCGAGGAUUAUAAAGGGAUGGCAGUUUCCGGAACACCCACCACAUGAGCUUCUUGGCUCACGUGUCCUUGAGGGAGCUAGUGCGAUACCCAGCUGGCGUUGUGUAUUGUCUCUCGACAAAGUCCCUUGGUUGAAAGAUCAUUGCGUCGGCCCAGAUGUUGUUUACCCCGCUGCAGCAUACGUCACGAUGGUUGGGGAAGCUAUCCAGCAGCUGUGUAAAACUAAGGCUUUCACCAUUCGUGAUUUAUCGAUCACGAACGCUUUAGUUUUAACCCAGGGACAACAUGUUGAAAUCCUGACAUCAGCCCGGCGGGAGCGUCUCACCCGAGCAGAUGACUCAGAGUGGUGGGAACUCAGCAUUCAAAGCUGGAAUUCGACGAAAACAUGGACCACGCACUGUACCUGUCGAGCUAAGGGUGGCCGGACUUCUAAGAAACCAGAACUAUCGACUGUGAAAGGACACACUUUUCUACGUACUGCCCCAAGCCGUCACUGGUAUAAAGCAAUGUCCAGGGUAGGGUACAACUACGGCCCUCAUUUCAGAGGCAUGCAAACCAUCCAAGCAAGUGUCACUCACCCUGCUGCUCUCAUUGACGUAUCUUUUGAAGGUGCGUCCCAAAAGGAGAAUGAUAUCAAAAGCUAUGGACUGGAUUCUAGGAUAAUAGACCAAGUUUUUCAGUCUUUGGUGGUGGCCGCCCACUCUGGCCAGCCUCGCCUGCUACAGAAGCUACAUCUCCCAACACAGAUCCAAGAAAUUUUCAUUGAUGGCUUAGACGCUUCAGAACCACUACAGAUAAAGACUCUGGCGACCGGUGCUAGUGGUGUUUGUCAAGGUGAAGCGCUGGGAGUAUGGGCUGAUGGCAUUAAUGAGUCCCCUGUGGUGUUCAUGAAGGGCAUGUGUUUCUCUUCAGUCAACCUCGAGAAUUCAGACACCAGUCCGAUUCGCGAAACGAAAGCAUCUCACGUAUCACUAAAACCAGAUAUCGACCUAGCCGACUCGGGAAUCUUGGUCUCAUCCCGGGCCACCGAGGAAUUUUCUGUCGUGCAUCAACUUUUGGAAGAGCUCUUCGUUCAUUGCGGCUCUGCUAUGGUCCAUGAACUCACUACUUUUGAACAUGGCCCAGAAAUUCAACCUCAUUUGAAGAAGCAUUUAGAUUGGUUGAAAGCACACAUUUCUCUCGCCAAAUACCGACGUGAUUUGACACAGGAGGAGCGCAAAUCUGAGAUUGAGAUGAUCUCUACCCGCCUCAAACAUACGCCAGCAUCUUCAGCAGCUAUUCUUAUCAAACGCUGCUACAGUCAUGCUCGAGCCCUCUUCGCGUCAGAAACAACGCCCCUUGAGGUAUUUUUGCAAGGCAAUGCACUUCACGAGCUCUACGACUGGAUGAACACAUUGUUUUCCUACAGCACUUUGCUUCAGCUUUUGUCUCACAAGAGGGGUAGACAUCUGAGAAUAUUGGAGAUUGGUGCUGGCACUGGCGGUCUGACUGCUCGAAUAUUAAGUAGUCUCAUGGCCUUCUUUGAAGACGGCAAGGUCGUUGGCAAGUAUGACUUCACGGAUGUCUCAGCUGGGUUCUUUCCCGCGGCAAAAAAGCGCUUUGAGAAGAUUCCCUCCAAUUUCUUGGACUAUCGUGUGCUAGAUAUUAGUCGGGACCCGAUUGAUCAAGGCUUUGUUGAGCAGGAGUACGAUCUUAUCGUUGCCAGCAAUGUUCUCCACGCCACCCCUGACCUUGACGCAACCCUACGACAUGCUAGAUCGCUACUAAAGCCUGAUGGGCGGUUGCUCCUGCAUGAGCUCUGCUCAGACACGAAAUGGAUAAAUUUCAUCAUGGGAUAUCUUCCAGGAUGGUGGCUUGGAGCGGGUGACAGUCGGCCUGACGAGCCAUAUAUCUCACCUGAGAAAUGGGCAGACCGACUUUCAGCAGCGAGAUUCUCUCCUCAGAAUAUCUUCUACGAUGAUGAUACAGAGUACAGGCUUAAUGCCACCAUCAUUGCGCGGCCUGCGUGUGCCGAUUCAGCGACGAGACCACUAAAGCGGCGAAUCACAUUGCUAUAUGAGCAUGAUAAGUUCCAUCCGGUUGUAGAGACACUUCGCCAGACGCUUGAAGAAAAAGGCCACUCAGUUGUCUGUAGCAACAUGGAAUCAGUCGACAUCGAAACCAACUGUACUGCUGUGUCAGUAAUCGACCUCUGCCGUAAUGGCGGAUAUUUCAACGACAUGACGCAGGAGAAACUAGAGGCCUUUCAGCACCUACUUCAGAUCUUGCAAUCCAGGAACUCUGCUCUGCUUUGGUUGACGAGAUCUUGUCAGUUAAACCCAACCAAUCCAACAUAUGCCCCAGUUCUUGGUGUCGCAAGGACUGUACGCGUUGAGAUGGGUCUUCCUUUUGCUACACUAGAGGUCGACGAUGUCCAUCAAGAUGCUAUUGAAUCUGUUUCCAAGACUCUGGAGAGUAUUCAUGACCAAAGAAAAGUAUCAUCAAGCAGCUCCGUCAAAGAUAUGGAGUUCGUAUACUCAUGCGGUAGUAUUCUCAUACCCCGUUACCAGUGGACAUCUAUCUCUCAGUCUCUCCAAGCUUCCAGCCCUCCAGCACCGUCAAAGGCACUCCGCAUUGAGAGAUUAGGGGCACUUCAAACACUUCACUGGGCUUCUUGCAAGUUGCCACAGCAACUCUCACCCGACCAUGUGGAAAUCAAAGUUCACGCAGCUGGUCUAAACUUCAAAGACGUCAUCACAGCAAUGGGUCUGAUUCGGCCCUCAAGUCCCCAUGGUUUGGGCUGUGAAGCAAGUGGAGUUGUUACAGCUGUAGGCGCAUCAGUCUCGAAUCUUCGUGUCGGAGAUCGCGUGAUGGCUUUCGCUCCCGAGGCAGGCUGUUUAUCGACUGACCUUCAAAUCCCAGCACAGCUCUGCGCGCGCAUCCCUGAUUCCCUAAGUUUUGCUGGUGCCGCCGGAAUGCCGUGUAUCUUUAUUACCGUCUUGCGUGCAUUGGUAGACAAAGCCUGUCUUCAAUCUGGCCAGAGCGUACUCAUACAUAGUGCCGCUGGCGGUGUCGGCAUUGCUGCCCUCCAAGUUGCCAGAUGGGUCGGAGCCACCGUUUACGCUACUGUUGGCAGCGAUGAGAAGGCGGAAUUUUUAUCGCGGGAGUGGAAUAUUCCGAGGGAACGCAUAUUCUCUUCCCGAAAUCCAGGCUUUGUCGACGGAAUUAAGUCCGCAACAUGCAACCGUGGCGUGGAUGUUGUUCUCAAUUCACUCUCGGGCGAGCUACUUCACAUGUCUUGGGACUGUGUGGCACCACAUGGUGCCUUCAUCGAACUGGGCAAACGAGACACCCUCGCUGGUGGUAAACUUUCCAUGGCUGCCUUUGAUGAAAACCGAUCCUUCGUCGGCGUCGAAAUGGCGAACCUCGCCUCGCAGAACCCCAACAUCAUCUGCCAUCUUCUGGAACGGACCGUUGAGCUUUAUAAGCAAGGCGUUAUCACGCCUGUUCAGCCGAUUCACAGUUUCUCUUGUCAAGAAGUUGAGGGGGCAUUUAGACAUCUCUACACGGGAAAGCAUAUUGGCAAGGUCGUCGUGAAUCUCAGCGAAGAAAGUCAAACGACUUUGGGAAGUACUUGUACCAUACCCACUCCAGAGUUCAGACCCGAUGCUGCAUACAUGCUCGUGGGUGGAAUGGGUGGUCUUGGUUCCUCAAUGGCUCGGUGGAUGGCUUCUCAUGGCGCACGAGAUCUCCUUUUUGUUUCUCGGUCUGCCGGCAAAAGUGAAAGCGAUCAGCGUCUACUAGCCGAGUUACGAGAAAUGGGCUGCGAAGCUACCGCUGUGCCUUGCGACAUCACUGAUGAAUCAACUGCAAAUGAGAUGAUAUCAACGAUAUUGUCAUCCAAGGUUAUCUCCGGCGUGGUCAACCUAGCGAUGGUUCUUUCGGAUGCAGAACUACCUGCUCUCACGAUUACGCAAUGGGAAACGGCCACUGCCCCAAAGAUUCGAGGGACAUGGAAUCUUCAUCGACUCUUACCUCGCAAUAUGGAUUUCUUCGUCCUCUUAGGCAGCACAUCAGGGAUUCAUGGAUAUCCUGGUCAGGCUAACUAUGCGGCUGCGAACGCCUUUCUAGACAGCUUUGCGCAAUAUCGGCACGGACUUGGACUGCCAUGCUCCGUAGUUGACCUCGGAGGUGUGGAAGAUGUGGGUUAUGUCAGCCGAACACAAGGGGUUGAGGAUACUAUGAGAAAAGCUGGUGUCAAGUUGGUUUCCGAGACGGACAUGUUGAGGGCUGUGCAACUUGCCAUCACGCGAUCACAACCACGGAACAACGAACUGCAAUCUGGCAAGGAAAUUGCUUUCAACAGCCAGUUCGUUGUUGGGCUAGACUGUACUAUUCCAAUCGACGACUCCGCCACCAGAGUGGUCUGGAGACAAGAUCCUCGGAUGGUUUUCUAUCCCAAUGAUUCGAAUAGUCACGCAAUGGAAGAGAAAGAGAGAGAACCGGGCUUAUCAAACCUCAUAUCCCGCCUGCAACAAAAUCCACAAGAGCUGGACGCACCCGCAACAGUCUUGCGCUUGUCCGCCGAAAUCGCAAAGAGAGUAUUUGGUUUUCUGAUGCGAGAAGUUGACGGGAGCGCUAUUGACAUCGGCUUAUCGCCGUCGGAGCUUGGAGUUGACUCACUCAUGACUAUUGAGAUCCGUAACUGGUGGAAGCACACGAUGGGUGUGGACCUUCGAACAGCUGGGUCAUUUGGCUGUGUCACAGCUUAA
Molecule: messenger RNA, 6162 nt
Organism: Colletotrichum truncatum
Lineage: Eukaryota; Fungi; Ascomycota; Sordariomycetes; Glomerellales; Glomerellaceae
Source: RefSeq, a predicted model, not a curated record